Molecule: messenger RNA, 765 nt
Organism: Fusarium subglutinans
Lineage: Eukaryota; Fungi; Ascomycota; Sordariomycetes; Hypocreales; Nectriaceae
Product: methyltransferase
Exons: 1
Coding region: 1-765 (254 amino acids)
Source: RefSeq, a predicted model, not a curated record
AUGUCAGUUAUUCAGCGCACCGCAAAUACAGCAGUGUCUUGGUGCACGCCAUUUUUUAUGCCCUUUUACGACAUUCUCAUCCAUCGCGGGACUGUCCCUCUCGUCUGGCGUUGCUCUACCCGGAACCAUCUUCGCCCUCUCUUCUCCAACAACUUCUCAAAGAGACAUGUUGAUAUUGGCGUUGGAACCGGCUACUUUCCGAGACGAGCAAUCAAGGAUACUGGUCGCAACCCAAAAGACCAGCAUCUAACGUUGGUCGACUUGAGCGAAUAUGCUCUUGCGACAGCAAGACGACGUGUUCUAUCAAAGUAUCCCGAAGCACAGGUUAACUGUUUUCACGCUGACGCAGUCCUUCCACUGCCAGAGUCUCUACAGGGCCAAAAGUUCACGUCCGCCUCACUUUUUCUCGUCAUACAUCACAUGUCGCAGCCAACAGCCAGCAAAGCAAACGCCAUCUCCAAUGUCCAAAGUCUUCUAACCAAAGAUGGUGUUCUGGUUGGUUGCACGGUGCUGGGAAAGCAGUGGGAGAAGACUGGUCAGGGAUACAAGGUGAAGAGUGAGGAACCGCUGGGAAGAGCGGCGGCUUUGUUGCUGGGGUACUGUAACAGAAGACGUGCCUUUGACAAUUGGCAGGAUGAUCCGAAUGUCCUGGUAGAGGCUUUGGAGGCUGGGUUCGAGGAGGUGGAGACGAGUGUUGUGGCUAUGAUGUUUGUGUUCAAGGCCUCCAAGCCGCGUACCAAAGGUCGAGGUGCUGAUCGAGGCUAG